GACCAGAGCCGCAGCUGCCGCCGCCGCCGCGCGGCAGACGCAGGGGUAGCCGCUGGCAGUGCCGCAGCCGCGCCCAGCAUCAAGGAGCUGGAGGACCAGCCUCGCGGGAGCAAGGGGCCCCAGGAAACCGGUGCACAGUGUCCGCCCCCGCAAGCGCUCCACAAGGUGGAAGUGGAGCCUGCCUCCGGCGUUAUCCCGAGGUGCCUCACCCGUAUCAAAAUGGGAUGCCCAUCGCGUUGCACGCCCGCCUACCAGUCCAGACGGGGUCAAUGCCUGGAGGGGGGGCAUGGAUUCCGCUUCGUGCCAGCGGUCAAGACCAGAGCCGUCGUCACCAUAAACUGGUAUCGAACCAAGCCGGAUGGCCGCCUGCGGCUCGACGGCAAGGAGUCCUGCGUGGAUGCCCUGCGGCCCCGGCUCCGCCGUGCGUUCGAGGAGUUUCUCCCUGCGAACCGGGCGGGGAGACAGCAAGGCCGCUUGACCCAGGAAGACGUCCAGAGGCGCGCACGCAUGACCCGCAUCGCGGGCAAGGUCCUCGUCCUGAGGGGGGCCACGCUGUUUCGAUCAGCGGCUGCGGAGCGGCAGGGCGCCGCUGCUGGUGUGUGGGACGUUUUGGACGAACAGGUGGGGACGCGGAACGUCCCUGCGCGCACUACCAUGUCAUGGCCAGUUGUGCUCCGCACAGGGGCCACAGUCUCCAUCUUCAGCGACGGCCGCGUCCGCGUGGUGGUUGGCUGGGCCACCGUCCAGGCCGCCGAAGAUGCCGAGCGCCUUUUGCAUACCCACUUCGGCGCGAGGUGGGUCGAGGAUGAGACUCAUGUGGAGGCCAAGCGAGCCAUGGAGGUCGUCUACGGGGAGCCGGGGCCCAGGGCGCUGUCGCUACAGCGCCCUCCAGUUGUUCGCUAG
Prorocentrum cordatum is the source of this 903-nucleotide messenger RNA. The record is from the annotation of a GenBank genome assembly. NCBI's taxonomy places the organism in Eukaryota, Dinophyceae, Prorocentrales, Prorocentraceae.